GCACGUGUAUGCAUGCUUUUGUGUCACUGUGUAUGUGUAUAUAUAUACUCAGCUUCGGAGUAUGAUGCUUCUGUAGUUCAGUUUACUUGUGUCCAAAUGUCAAAACCUCUCAAGUUCCUUCUUUGGUCAUCUCUUGCUCUAUUGCUUCUUCAGAUAGGUUCUGGGGCAAUAUGUGAGAGCAAAAGCAGCGAACCAGCGGUGAGGCAGACACAGGUGAAGUGGAGAGAAGGAAAGAUGUUCAGAGUGGAGGUAAUGAACAAAUGUCCCAUGUGUCCAAUCAUCAACCUUCGUCUGAAAUGUCAAGGAUUUCCUCAGACGCUUGUGGACCCCACACUCCUCCGCGUUCUCUCCUCUUCCACCGGAAACUGUGUCGUCAACGAUGGCCUGCCGCUGAGUCCUAUGCAGACUCUCUCCUUCAACUACUCCAACUCACACCAGUUUGCUCUGCGCCCUCUUUCUUGGUCUUUUCAGUGCGAGUAAAUCAAUAAGUUAGUUAAGUCAAUAAAAUGUUCAUCAUCAAUCUGCUGGUUUUCUUUGUAUUAUCUAUAUAUAUCAGACCUUUUUUUUUUUUU
Arabidopsis lyrata subsp. lyrata is the source of this 572-nucleotide messenger RNA. RefSeq lists its product as uncharacterized. Lineage: Eukaryota; Viridiplantae; Streptophyta; Magnoliopsida; Brassicales; Brassicaceae. Gene Ontology annotation, biological process: cell fate determination. The transcript has 2 exons. The coding region runs from base 13 to 480 and encodes 155 amino acids. The record is from RefSeq and is a predicted model, not a curated record.